Molecule: messenger RNA, 885 nt
Organism: Nematocida homosporus
Lineage: Eukaryota; Fungi; Microsporidia
Exons: 1
Coding region: 1-885 (294 amino acids)
Source: RefSeq, a predicted model, not a curated record
AUGGAAAAUCACAAGGGUUGGCUGGGCUUGUUUCAGGCCGUUUUUUGUGCCCUAGGCGACAUCAUUGUCCUUAAUGAAAGUCAGUGGAAUCGGUAUAAACCCGAAUAUUUACACCCGAUCAAUAUCCGCUGUAUUGAAGCCUUCUUCUCUUCCGAUCUAGACCACAACCUCAUACGUUGCCCGCUAAUGCCUCAGCGUUUUCUAGCCCCAGGGGGCAUAGCAAUACAUCCGAUCCGCAGCCUACUAAUCACCAGAUUGCGAAGAACACCUAACGCACAGUCUCUUCUCUACGGCACAUCGGUCGUACUUUUCUACUACUAUAUUGCGCCUCUUUGUGUUUGGUUUGGCGGCCGCAAUUGUAGUUUAUCUCUCUACAGCUUGAUCUUUAAUGGUGAGUUCACUAGAAGUUUCUUCUAUCUCUUUAAAGGUGUAUUUCAUUUGAUGUGGAUCUGGCUUUCCGGCUGGAUAGCUAUGCUCGGAUUGAACGCGUUAAAAAGCCGCUACACCGGUGAUCACUUGGUCGUGCUGUUUCAGUGCACAGUUGACCGAAGUCUGAAGAACGUGGUAUUCUGUCUUGACUGUCUCUUCUGUGUUUGUCUAGCAUUAACAGCCCACUCGAUCUACUUUCUCAACAUAGCAGACAGCUUUAUAGUAGCGAUACUUUCACCAAUUAGUAUCUUACUAGUAGCUGGUUUUGUUCUUGGCCGACUGGUAAUUCAGUUCUUAAUCUUCUGGGAAACACCCGCCCUCAUCUACAAAAGCUUUAUCUGGAUUGCAGGCGGGCUUUUAUCAUUUGCAGUCUUCUUUCAUCUUGGUGCAGUCUACUGGUGGUUCACUCCAUGUGAGACAAAGUUCGCGGCCCACAUCGCCUCGAACUAUCACUAG